This is a messenger RNA of Thyridium curvatum, 852 nucleotides long. RefSeq lists its product as uncharacterized. Gene Ontology annotation, biological process: actomyosin structure organization; mitotic cytokinesis. The record is from RefSeq and is a predicted model, not a curated record. The transcript has 3 exons. Gene Ontology annotation, molecular function: cytoskeletal motor regulator activity; myosin heavy chain binding; calcium ion binding. NCBI's taxonomy places the organism in Eukaryota, Fungi, Ascomycota, Sordariomycetes, Thyridiales, Thyridiaceae. The coding region runs from base 1 to 852 and encodes 283 amino acids. Gene Ontology annotation, cellular component: cytoplasm; myosin II complex.
AUGGCAAUGCCUUCGAGUUAUAAACCAUCGCCUUUGAGCUAUGGUUCUCCACAAGCCCGCAGUUCUCCAUUCCGCCGUCCAGAAUCGCCAGGCUCUCCAUCUGCUCUUCGACAGACAACACCAUCAUCAUCACCAACAAAGUCAGCAUACAUAAGCGGCAGCUCUCGGUUCACCAACCCUACGACACCCACCAGCCCCGGCAGCCGGGUUUCGAGGGGUCAGGCAGCGUUUGAGAACAUGCAACAAUCUCCCAUCAGAGACAGUGUGCGGCCCCAGGCGCCCAAACAUUCAGUCUCUAGUCACGGCAAUGCGCUUUCUCAGCUGCAACCCUCCCAGGUGCGAACUCUUCGGGAGGGAUUCCAGAUCCUCGACAGAGACAGCGACGGCACUGUCGGUAGGGAGGAUAUUGCCGACAUGUUGAACCAGCUAGGACUGCCAUCAGGCCCUUCUGAUGUCUCCCAGUUCUUCCCCCCCUCUGCGCCCCAGACCAUCCAGCUCGCUACCUUUCUAAAUUCCAUUGCCACCGCGCUUGCAUCGCUAUCACCGAGUUCGGAGCUAUUAUCUGCUUUCUCGGCAUUUGACGACGACGACAACGGACAGGUGGAUCUGGUCGAGCUUAGAGACGCACUACUCCAUACUGCACCCGAGCCCGGUGAGCGGGCCCUCUCAGAGAUGGAGGUGGAUCGGGUCAUGAAUGGGUUCACAGGCAGAAGAGCAUUCAGCAAGAGCAAGCAGGGUGGCUUGGGAAAGCGGGGAGAGAUAUUCAAGUAUCGCGAUUUUGUGCACUCGGUUUCGGGCAGUAAUGGUGCAUCUGAGGCUGCGUCUUCUGAAGAUUCAGAGGAGUCGGGCUGA